AUGCUGCCCCUUGUCUCCUUUUGUCUAGAGUUUAUUGAUAAGGCCCUCAGCGAUAGAAAUUAUAGACUGCAUCCACCAGAUGAGCAGCAGCUAGCAGCAGCAGCAGCAGCAGCAGCAGCAGGAGUCCCUGCAGCAAACGUUCGACUGCUGCAGGGCCGCCGCCGCAAUCACUGCUUUAUUGAAAAGGAUACGAUCUGCAGCAUGCUGCCUUCUUAUGAUACAUUUACCCAGCCUGCAGCAGCAGCAGCAGCAGCAGCAGCAGCAGCACCAGACACCUCGUCGGAAGGCGCUCAAGCAGCCGACGCAACAACAGCAGCAGCAGCAGCAACACCAGCAGCAGCAGCAGCAGAAGGAAAGAAGACAGUGGGGGGUCGCGUCUUAGUCCACUGUGCAAAGGGUAUUAGCCGCAGCGCAUGCAUUUUGCUUGCCUUUCUUUUAUUCCGCAAGAGUCUCCGUCUUGAUGAUGCUAUUACAUUUUUAUCAAAGAAGAGACCCGUAUACCCCAACGUUGGCUUUCAAGUUCAGCUGCAAUAUCUACAAGACAGGAUGGAGGAGGUGCGCCCGGCGCUGCCUCACAGCGUAGAGCCGGAGCAGGAAGAAGAGCAGCAGCAGCAGCAGCAGCAAAAGCAGCAGCAAAAGGGAGCAGCAGGAGCUGCUGCAGCACAUGCGUUUGAUGCUGCUGUCUCCAUAGAGGAGAGCGAGCCUGAUAUAUUCAGAAGAGACCCCGACGCCAAGAACCGGUUACGGGCGUUCGUGGCCUCCUGCAGUCGCGAUCUGAGUGAGGCGGAUUUGAAGCGAAUGAUUACUCUGCGUAUAGAGCAGCAGUGCGAAGCCCUUGAAGCUCAAGUGUCUCUACUCUAUAAGAAGACGCAGCUGCUGCAGCAAAGAGCUCUAUGGAGGCCCUUCGGCCUUUUCUUUGAAAACCUUCGCUCUUAUCAACUGCAGCAAGAGGAGACAAUUCUUAAAAAGGCAGAAGCAAGUGCACAAAAAGCAGCAGAACUCAAGCUUGUGUUUGCUGCUACGCUCCCGGGUGUCUCCAUGGCUGACAAAGUAGCUGAUGAAAUAAAGGCGUGGGUCUCCGACUGCCGCGCGUCAGCAGCAGCAGCUGCAGCAGCAGCAGCUGCUGCUGCUGCUGCUGCUGCUGAGAAAGAGAAGGCCAGGAGCAGCAGUUCUGCUGCAGAUGCAGCAGCAAGUAAAGUGGAUACAAAAGGAAGAGACAGAGACAAAGACAAAGACAAACGCUCUAAGAAGGCAGCAAGAAGACGCAGCAGCAGCAGAAGCAGAAGCAGAAGCAGAAGCAGCAGCAGAUGCAGCAGCAGAAGCAGAAGAAACAGCAGAAGCACUGAGAGAAAUCCCACAGCUGGGGCUACCAAUGGCACGAGGACCAGCAGCAGCAGCAGCAGCAGCAGCAGCAACAGCAGCAGCAGCAGCAGCAGCAGCAGCAGCAGCAGCAGGAACGGAUUGAAAGAUUUUCAAGGGGCGCUGCUUCCUUGGCAGCAGUCUUCGUACAAACGCCCUCGCAGCAGCAGCAGAGACAGAGACAACGAGAGAGACAGAGAUAGAGACAGGCAGAGACACAGGGACAGAGACAGAUCUGGAGACAGAGACAGCAGCACAGAUAGGAAGAGGUUGAAGAAGAUUGAUAAGAAAAAGAAAAAAGAAAAGAAGAAGCAGUCAGCUCUCCGACUUAAACUCAAAACCCCCAAACCUAAACCGAAGAAGUAUACCAGCGACAGUGAGUAA
This is a messenger RNA of Eimeria acervulina, 1743 nucleotides long. Its product is annotated as dual specificity phosphatase, catalytic domain-containing protein, putative. Gene Ontology annotation, biological process: protein dephosphorylation; negative regulation of MAPK cascade. Gene Ontology annotation, cellular component: cytoplasm. The record is from RefSeq and is a predicted model, not a curated record. NCBI's taxonomy places the organism in Eukaryota, Apicomplexa, Conoidasida, Eucoccidiorida, Eimeriidae. Gene Ontology annotation, molecular function: protein tyrosine/threonine phosphatase activity; MAP kinase tyrosine/serine/threonine phosphatase activity. The transcript has 5 exons. Bases 1 to 1743 code for a protein of 580 amino acids.